AAGCCAAUGCCCAACCCCUCAAUUUCCCACAACAAUCAUCCCUCAAAUCAAAAGGCAUUUUCACUCAAGAAAAUAAACCUCCCUUUUUUAAAAUGGCCUCAAAAGCAUUGUCAUCAAUUGUUGUCUUCCUAUGCCUCAACCAAGUGUUUUUCACUAUGGUGAGUUCCAAUUCCGUCCCUUGUCCACCACCACCACCACCACAUACUACCCCACAGUCACCUAGCCAUGGUGGCCAAUAUGGAGGGAACCCACCGAUGUCCCCUACACCACUUACCCCAGGAUCACCUAGCCAUGGUGGCCAACAAGGAGGAAAUCCACCAAUGUCCCCUUCACCACUUACUCCAGGGUCACCGAGCCAAGGUGGACAACCAGGAGGGAACCCAACAAUGGCCCCACCACCACCAUCAAAAGGGAAUUGCCCUAUUGAUAUUCUAAAGUUGGGGGCAUGUGCCAAUGUGUUGAGUGGCUUGCUCGGAACUGUUAUUGGAAGCUCACAAAACCGUCAAUGUUGCACUCUUCUUCAAGGUUUGACUGACCUUGAUGCAGCAAUAUGCCUUUGCACCGCCAUUAAAGCUAAUAUAUUGGGGAUUAAUGUUAAUGUGCCUAUCUCUUUGAGUGUCUUGCUCAAUCAAUGUAGCAAAAGUAAUACCUCUGGCUUCCAAUGCAAUUAAUUUUUGUCAUCACGUACAAUCUUAAGAAAAUAUUUCCCUAAAUAAUUAUUAAUUAAGCCAAGAAGCAAAUGUUACGCAAUGUUUUAUUCAUAUUUAAUUUGUAUACGUAUGGUAUUUUAUAGAUGUUUGUUGUUAGGUGUAAGUUGAUUUUGUUGGCGAUCAAGCUAUAUGCUAGAUACGCCCUUGAAUUGGCAAGAUCACCUUCACGCCUAGCUGAUAUUAAUAUUUUUGUAAUUUUGUUAUUCAAUUAUAUACAUGAUCGAGAUUCUUAAAUAAAAAUUACAUACUCCGUAUAAAUGAAUCCUGAGCUAUAUCAUAGAUCUAAGUU
Molecule: messenger RNA, 999 nt
Organism: Spinacia oleracea (spinach)
Lineage: Eukaryota; Viridiplantae; Streptophyta; Magnoliopsida; Caryophyllales; Amaranthaceae
Product: pEARLI1-like lipid transfer protein 1
Exons: 1
Coding region: 93-671 (192 amino acids)
Source: RefSeq, a predicted model, not a curated record